Messenger RNA from Emiliania huxleyi CCMP1516, 648 nucleotides. RefSeq lists its product as hypothetical. The coding region runs from base 1 to 648 and encodes 215 amino acids. The transcript is spliced from 2 exons. NCBI's taxonomy places the organism in Eukaryota, Haptophyta, Isochrysidales, Noelaerhabdaceae. The record is from RefSeq and is a predicted model, not a curated record.
AUGUGUACGCCCACUCAGGAUGUGUGGCAGCCCGCUGGCUGUGUGUCUUGCCGCGCAGCGAAGCGAAAAAAGACGAAUAUAGGGGGUACCUACCUGAAGCGGAGACGGACGCCAGUGGAGCGCUUCCCCGCGGGGGCUGCUGAGGGAAAGAAGCCGGCCGGACGGGACAGCAAGAAGCCAGCAGCCGCGUCAAAGCCUAAGGGCAAGAAGGGCAAGGUGGGGGACAAGGCGGUGCAGCCUCAGAUCAACCUGCGGACCGGCAAGCCAUACGUGCGGGGGGGGCCCUACACCAAGAAGUCGGACACGAUCCACGGGCUCAAGGCUGGGGCCAGGAACUCGAACCUGAAGGAGAAGACGACGGCGCAGGCCGCCAACGUGACAGUGGAGGAGCUUGCUACGGAGAGGGCCGAUGCAAUGCUGGUCGAAAUGCAAAAGGAAAAACUCGAGAAGCAGCUGGCGGACGCCAAGGCGGCGCUCACAAAGCUCAAGAGCGAACAGGAGGAGGCCGAGAGGGAGUACCAGUCCAGGAUGUUGCAGGCCGCGAAGGAGACCGCCGAGCAGCUCCGGGCCGAGUUCCAGCGCGGACUCGAGAUGGGCGCAAGGCUCGUGUCGGGCGGGAUUACUGCUGCCUUCCCCGCCCCACACUAG